Molecule: messenger RNA, 267 nt
Organism: Cooperia oncophora
Lineage: Eukaryota; Metazoa; Nematoda; Chromadorea; Rhabditida; Trichostrongylidae
Source: the annotation of a GenBank genome assembly
AUGGGAUGGAAAUCGCCCUGCAUAGGUUCCAUCGUAGUAUGCGAAGGUGGCACAGCCGAAUUGGUCUGUCCUCGUGGAAUGGUCAUCUCGAUAGCCCUGGCCAACUAUGGCCGAUACUCGGCUCGUGUUUGCUACGAUAACGAGGAACUGGACGAUGUGGUGCCGAUGACUCAGUGCCAUAACCCAAGGACCAUGCCAACCCUCAGAAAAAGCACACCGAUUGUGCAUAAUGAAGCUGAAGAGCGCAUUUGGAGAGCACCCUAUUGA